AUGGCAGCAGCUUUCUCAAUGUCCGAAUUAGGUAGUAGAGAUCCGACGAAAAUCCAAACGUUAUCGUCACUCGUCUACAACCAUUUGCCGGUGUCGGAAGGCAAAAGGAAACGUGAUCGCGGAAAAUACCGUUUAGUGAAAUUUGCCACAAGAGGCGAAGAAAAGUGUGCCGGAUCACUUUCAAGUGUCCGGGUUUCGGAAGUUUCGCAUCGUCUGCGGGUGGAAACCACAGAAAAAGGCAGCACACACGUGCAUUCCACGGAUCACGGAAGUACGACGAGGGUGAGACUUUCCAUUCGCCCGGAGGAACGAACCACGCUGAACGGUGGCGAGAGGAACAAAUACGCCGCGAUAAAACAAGUCGUGUACGGCGUCACACCAUGGCGCAACCACUCAAAGAGCACACAUCCGGAGCAAGCACGAACCCCACAGGGGUUCUUUUAUAGACUCGGUUUUUUCAUCGGCCAAGUCGUACCCCGGCAACCUUAUUGGUCAACACGGAGAUCCGGAUCGUGUGUCUUCGGAUCCGCAGCAGGAACGUGUGUGGUAGACUCGACGGAAGGAGGUGCCUCGGAGGGACCCCAUCCAGCUACCCGGUCGCACUGGACGGCUAGAGGGGUCUCCAGCAGAGGCAUUGACGUGGCGGGUCGUAAGCAGAUCGGGAGUGACGUGCGUGGGAUGGCAAUGCGACAGGCGAGUUGUCGCGGCGGUGAGAGGACCGCCAAGAAGCUGCUGUAGGGGGACGCCCCGAGCACAAGUAGGGUACCGUGAGUACCGAGAAGUACUGUAAGUAGAAAACUGUUAGAUUGUAAGAGAUGAGGAAAGAAAAGGGAAAGUAGAGAGAA
Molecule: messenger RNA, 845 nt
Organism: Armigeres subalbatus
Lineage: Eukaryota; Metazoa; Arthropoda; Insecta; Diptera; Culicidae
Exons: 5
Coding region: 1-738 (245 amino acids)
Source: RefSeq, a predicted model, not a curated record